GGUUUCCUCCGCAAUCCUUCUAGUUGCCGUAGUCACGUAGCGAGUUGGUCUGUCCCCCCGCCUACCCCGAUGUGGAACCGCCCAUCUGUGACUGGUUCACGAUAACAUUCCCCACUGGCCCCGCCCACUGCCUGGCUCCAGUGUUUGCUGCUCCCUGUGUCAGCAGUGUGUGUGUGUCCGGCCGGCGGGUGGGGUCUCUGUCAGCCCCCUGUCUGUGAGCCCCAGCAUUGCCCGGGGAUGGACUACACCGGCCCCUCAUCGCCCCUCUCCCCCCACCGCCAGCCAUGAUGCUCCUCACCAGGAAGCCGGAGGGCCCCAUUACAGCAGGUACAGUAUGGUUUAGCAGUGUGAUGGGGGAGGGGGUUACUGUAACUGUGUGCCAUGCGGUGUGUACAGCUCAAUGGGGGCUCCAACUACACCUCCCAGCAUGCUCAGCCAGCCCUCAGGGUAAAGGGGAGCCAAGCUUAGCCAUCAGUGUGCUCACUACAGAGACUACACUACCCAUCAUGCUCAGCCAGCCCUCAGGGUGAAGGGGAGCCAAGCUUAGCCAUCAGUGUGCUCACUACAGAGACUACACUCCCCAUCAUGCUCAGACAGCCCUCAGGGUGAAGGGGAGCCAAGCUUGGCCAUCAGUGUGCUCACUACAGAGACUACACCUCCCAUCAUGCUCAGCCAGCCUUCAGGGUGAAGGGGAGCUAAGCUUAGCCAUCAGUGUGCUGGGUGAGCUGCCGAGCCUACACCUCCCAUCAUGCUCAGCCAGCCCUCAGGGUGAAGGGGAGCCAAGCUUGGCCAUCGGUGUGCUGACUACAGAGACUACACUCCCCAUCAUGCUCAGCCAGACAGGAUGCUGUAGUCCACACUGUGUGCCAGGCUGCAUGUAUAGUGCCCUCAAUAGCAGCACAUGUACAAUGCACACUGCAUGGAGUGAGAGGGGAUACAUUUUUAAUGUGCUCACCCUGGUAUGUAAAAGGUUCUGCACACAUAGCUGUGCUUUACUUAUAAAGCCUACACAAUCUACCAAAGUGAAUGAUUCGAUAGUAUAAUAAUAUUUGUAAUAAUAAUAAUAUAAUAAUGUGGGGAUGUAACUGUGCUAGUUUCAGUGAGUUCUCCAUGGUUGGAACAGACACAUCAUGUUUGUCACCCCAGACAACUGGACACAAUUACCUGCUUACUGUAGAGUCGGUCAAUACCUCUCCCAUUGCUUUGGAGGUUUUAAUGACAAUGAGAAGAGUUUAGCUGAAUUACAUUUUAAUCAUUGGGUGCUAUGCUGUUUUUACAAUUGAAGAACUGGUUAAAAAGCUAUAAUUUGUGUCUGUCAAUAAAAGGUUAUCACCCACACAAUGGAUUAAAAUGUUGUCAUAAAAGCAGACAAAUCCAGAUAAUGCAUAAACGAAAAAUAGCCGUAAACGCAAUAUUAAAAUGUACAUGCAUGGAUAUAUUUAUUAACAUUUGUUUUUUAAAAUCUAGCCAUUGUACUGAGUGCUUUGUAUAUUGUAGCAUAAUAUACUCAUUUAACAGGGAUAAUAAAUAUGCAGACUUGCAGGGAGGGCCUUGUAUACCUCAUGCACAUUUCUCUAAUAAGUACAUAUGGAAGAGAACAUUGUAUUUCUAUAGGGUUUAUUUACUGAAAUCUAAAUUGUAAUCAAUUGAAAACCAAAUUGGACAAUUUUGGCUAGUUGUGACUAUAGCUGAGUUGUAAUUUUACCCCUAAAUUAGCAAUUUUAGCCUUAGAUUUGCAAUUCAGUUUUAAAUUCACUGUUAUUUGACAUUUAGUGAAUACUGUGUGUCACUAUUUUGAUUGGUAUGAAACAUAGUUUGCAUGGUUAAGUAGCCGAGAUGAAUGUGUCAACAGCCCUUAUCUAUAUUUUAGCAUUAUUGACCUGUCACCACAUAUCUGAUCCACCUUCUGCUAUUGAUGGCAGAUGUCCAGUAAUGUCUAGUUGCCAGUUUUGACUGUGCCUAGUAAUUUGCAUACACGUGCAUUUAAAAAUAGCAUUUAAAAAAAAAUUAAAAAAAUAAAUUUAUAUAUAUAUAUAUAUAUAUAUAUAUAUAUAUAUAUAUAAAAAUAAUUUUGUGUGUGUACAUUAGUGAGCAUUGUAUUGUUGGGAAAUAUGCGUUUGAGGGGUGCUGGAGACAUCAUAAUAUUCCAUGAGACUGAAGGAAUCAUGAAUGUCUUUAGAACCCCAAUAUGCCAUUAUUUUCCACUAGCACAUAGUUGACCGUUAUGUAUCUUUCUUUUUUAUAUUACGUUGUUUUUAGGGUUAAACGAACACUAGUUCUAGGAAUACAAACCAGUAUUCCUAACAUUUCAGUGUCCAUGCCCUUAUCUAGAGUAGUCUUGCUAUGAAAUGAAUUAAAAUAAUAAUAAUUACUCAUCUUUGUCCAGUGUUGAAACUCCCUCGGCACUGCUUACCUCUCCGCCUCCGACGACACCAUUGAGGAGGCAUGGCCUCCUCUGGCGAUGGUCCAAUCCAAUGUUUCUCAUGAGCUGCUACGUCACGUGACUGAGUUUUGCUUGGUCUGUGGAAGCGUGAGUGCCUCUUCUGGCUGUCAGUAUGACAGUCACAUUAGGCAUGUUAACCCUUCAGUGUAAAGAUGACCCUUUCUGCAAAAUGACAGUGUUUUCCCUUGAAGUGUUAAACGUCCAGGACCACUGCACCCAGACCACUUUAUUAAGAUGAAGUAGUCUGAGGGACUUUAGUGUUCUUUUACGGUUCCUUUGAUCUGGAGCAUUACAUGAUCUGCUGGUUAUGCAUGUCAUGUUUACAUUAGCAACUCCCACUACUCUUGGACAUGUAUCUAACAGUGCUGCACUGCAGCUCCACACUCUACUAUCCUGUUCCUAGCAUGCUUACCCUUAGCCAUCCUGCUACUGGUUUAAACAAAACUCCCCAUAUCUGGUAAAGCACACUUACUGCUUUUUCCCUAACACCUAAAAACACACACAUUCACAAACACUUUCCUUGAAAUACAAUUCAGUUACAUCUCAGACCUCACUCCCUUCCCCCAUUGGUUUCUGCUCCCUACCAUCCUGACUUCGAUAUGUCCUUCUACAUAGAUACAUAAGCAAGUAUCUUUCUUCCACCUGAUUCUGCGUUUUUAUGUUUCGUUUGAUGCUUGUAUGCUUUUGUUUUAUGUACUUUUCCAUGUUUAUUUCAUCAGUGUUCUCUCUAAAGACUGUUAUUACAUCAACCCUGUUUGAUGACACGUGACUCUGUUCUACGUUCCUUUAUAAUUUAAUAUCCCAGUGUCCUAUGUAGUCUGAUUAUUCUAUUCAUGAAGAUAUUAUUACUAAUCUAUAUAAAGCACUCACACCCUGGGUUAGAGUGCUAUAAAAGAAAUUAAAUGAAGUGGUAGUGUAUAGUGUGAUUAAUGUAAAAUAUUUUUUUUCUCUAAUUUGAUAAUUUGCAGGACUUUUUUAAAAAUACAAUAUAUUUUAACAUUAUGCUUUACUAACUACGUCAUGCAGCAGUAUUAAAAUAAUUUGAAUGCCUGGUAUAAAUUAACAUAAAUUUUUUUUUUUUUUUCCAAUCUACCUUGCAGUUGCACAAUUAAUGUUUAAGCUUAUCUAUGUAUAUUGAAAUAUAUUUAACACAACUAUUUUAAGAACAGCAGGUAUAUUUCUUUCCGUGUCUGAUUUAUAUGCCUGUCAUAGGAAACCGUAUCAUGGCAUUAAUAAUUUGCACCUCUAUGAUUUUGCUAAUUUAGGAUAGUAAGUGGGUUUUUUAGUACUGUAGAUUCUUAUUGAAUGAUGGCCACUACAUGGGAAGCUGUUUGUCCAUAAAACCCAAUGCCACUUUUGCCUGAUUGAGGGAUUUAAUAAAAAUCCAGUAAAGCUUUUAAUCCUUUGUUUUAUAGAAGAUUAAGGUAAUCCUGUUACAUACAUAACAGCCAAUGUUGAUCAUUUAACUUGCGUAUCACAGAGUUUAGCGAUGUAAACCAUGUUUAGAUUGUCAUUGCAUUGUUUAGGUUUUUUUUUUUUAAUGACAAGGCAAACAGCGCACAUAUUAUUGCUGAUACAUAUUUAGGGGAUCUGCAUUAUACAUUUGGGACUACUAGUAUCUGUGGUAAAAAAAAAAUUGUUAGAUGUGCAAAAUGUUAAGUGUUUAAACUAACCACUAUAAAUGUUAGUAUUCUGGGACGAGGUAAACCUAAGCAAACGUCGACUCCUUUUUUUUUUUUCUUUUUUUUUUUAUACAUCUGUUGGCUAUUUUUAUGCACACUUAACUGGUCAUUACAGUUGUCCUGUUUAUUAGAAUGCAAUGCCCAGCAGAGAUAAGUAAAUACCCUUUCACCUCUGCUGUUUAACCCCUUAAGGACCAAACUUCUGGAAUAAAAGGGAAUCAUGACAUGUCACAUAAGGGGUUAAACUGGACACAGACUGCCAUGUACCCAUGGUUCCUCACACCAGUGGAGUUAUUCAUAGAUAUACUGAAUUAAUUGUGGCCCAUGCUUUAGAUAGAGAUAUGUUUCUUCUAAAGUUAAAAUAAUACUAUAAUCCUCUUCUCUGACAUCUGCUACUGAUAAAGUGGAAGAAUAAGAUUGAGUUAUUCACAAAUGUGUUGGGGAUUUUAAAGUGAAUACAAAGUGAAUUUUACAUUUUAGAACCAAAUAUUCUCAGUCAGCUAUAUUUUCAUUUUAGCUAUUUUGACCUCAAACUGGAAACUAAUUUUGAAUUCUUGAUAAUGAACUCUUUAGUGAACAUCCCUGGAUUGAAUUAUACUAUUUAUACACAAUUCCUACCCGUAAACUUUCUCUUAUGUUAUGUUUUGAGCAAAAAAGAGUGUUUGCUCUCUGCACAUUUUUUGCAAACAAUUGCAUCCACAUAACAAUAUGACUACUUUAUGACAUAUACUACCAAUAAUAUGCAGUAACACAGCAUCUACAGGUCUCUGUUUUAAGUUAAGUUAAGGGGCCUUCUUGAUCCUCAAUAGUUGAUUGUUUUCUUGGACCUGCUUUUUAUUAAUCUGUUGGUCUGGGCAUGUUCUUAUUUUUGCUUAGUUUUUUUCGAAUUGUUAAUAUUUAAAGUAGCAUUGGAAACCAUGACAGUCUGGCUCAGGGUGGAUUAAUUCAACAAUCACAUUGAUUAUAAUACUUUGGUUAUAUUUACUUACUUGGUGUCACAGAUUGAAAAGACAGCUUAACCUAACCUUUAUAAAUGUAUUUCCCGUUCGUAUUUCAAAGGUAAAAAGUUAGCAGAGUGCUUCUACAUCAGCAUCAAUAUUUUGGAUGGGGUCCUUGCUUUCAUCAUCUUUUUGACGCAGGAACUUUUUUCUAUCUAUGAUAGAGUAGACAAAGGCUGCGUGUUGGAAUUUAUUUCCAUGGAAAAUACUUUUGUCCGUUGUCUUGUACGCAUGAAUUGUUUAAAUAGUUAUCCUUUUUUAGGGAUUGACUUUUAUUCUUUCUCUCUCACAUAUUUGUAAUGUCUAUAUAAAAAAAGAUUUGCACUCUAGUGACUCUCAUCAUGAAAAUAUUGCAUUUACUUUCAUAAACUUAAAAAUUGGUCGAUACUUUAAACCAGAAAAUGUGUAGGAUCCUCUCUUUUAAUUUUCAAAUUGUCACCCCCUUCCCAAUGAGUAAUUCAUAAAGAUGGAAUUUCACUGAAACUCCAAGACAGUCAAGAGAUAUCCUGAGACAAAUUAGGGUCUACUUUGUCUUUGUAUAUUUCAUAUGCCUGACACUUCUAGACACUUGGCGGAGCUCCAGCCAUCAAGAAGUGUAAAUUCCCAGAUUUAUCUAUGGAAGAUCUCCUGUACUCUCUAGCAUGCACAAGUACUAGCUGUACUCUCUAGCAUGCAUGCCCUGGGCUGGACUGCAAACUGCAUUGUGCCUUUAGCAUCCAUGGCCCAUUUUAAUUUCUGAGAGUGGCUUAGAGCACCUGCAGUUUGUAAAUAUCAUACAGCUAUAAGACAUCCUACAAGGACUGCCAAUCAGCUGGAAUAUUCAGGUCCAUGUUACCUUAUACAAGUAUUGUCCGUACUGUGUGUGGCGUCUGCACACAGAGAGAAAGCUCGGUCUCCCUCCCAAAAGGGGUGUGUAGUCUGCAGGUCUAUCUCUAGCAAAAUACUGCUCAUUAAACCUUGAAUCUGGUUGUGUAUAAACUGAUAUCAUCUGCAGUAUAUCUGCUCCAUUCAUCCAUACAUUUUGCAGGUAUGAAACUUUUUCUUUUUUAAUGUAUUAAAAUAUUCUGUUUUUAGCUUUUUAAUAUUUUGUUGUGAGAAAUAUUGGUGCCUUUCCUAGAAAACUGUUCUAAGAAAAAUAUAGGGUGUGAAUUCUGUUAGCGCACACAACAAAUGUGAAGUCACAUUUUCCUGGGGAAUAAAUCAGUAAUUUGUUUUAUUUAUUAUUUAUUUAUAAAUACCUGAUACAAUCACAUCAGGAUGAUAGCGUUAUGAAUGCAGAUAUGUAUAUAUCUGUAUUUGCACGUUUCCCAUGAUUUCCAGAUUUUAGUUUUUUUCACCACUAUGUGUAAAUAUCCCAUCAGAAAGCAACAUUUUCUCUGUUAUCUGGAUUUCCAGUUUGCAUAGAUUUAAUUCAUUUUUGUGUAAAGAGCUGAAAAACAUCACCAUUCCACUGUUUUUAAUUUAUUUAUAUUUGUUAGUAGGUUAUUUCUUAAUUUAUUGUUUUAUAAAAUUUUUGAAAAAUUUGUCAAUAAAAAAUUAUUAGAAGGGGGAAAAAAAACACCCAUCACAGAGGGUUAACCACAAGAGGUGGUAGUUUUGUUAUUCAUUUACUCAGUAUCUCUGAUUUAUCCUCACUUAAUCUUUUUACAGAGUUUGAGAAAUGGAAAUUUCCAGUUGAAAAUUUAAUGCAAAGUUAAAAUACGGUGCUGUUGUUCGUAGAGCUUACAAUCCUUUUGUAAAUUGCCAUAUGUUAAAAACUGAGCAAGCUUUCAAGCUGUAUUUAAUCCAUAAAAUUGAUCUUUGUUGAAUAUGUGCUUUUUCAGUAUCAUAUUGUGAAAUAUUAGUUAAUGUUAAAUGUAUACAGAAUCUUGGAAGCUCUUUAAUUGCUGGACACUUUGCGUGAGAUUUUGUACACAGAUGUAACCUGUUUUAUUUUGACCUUCCCUCUGUUCUGUUCAUCUCACCGAUGCCUUAAUUCGAUGUGACUGUGCUGGCAGGAAUGUUGUGUAAUUGUAAUAAGGCUCAGGCAGUCAUGCAGGGUUAUUCACUAACAUGAGAAUUUCAAGUUCAAAGCUAUGAUUCCAGUUUAGCUACUUAGGUCUUAAAUUUGAAAUUCACUUUGAAUUCUCUUUUGUGAGUAACGGUGAUAGUCUCGAAUAUAAAUACAUUUUGAGGAUUUCUUCCAGAAAUCAACAAUUCUUUUUACCACACUUUGUAAUUUUAUCCCAGAGAAUGUGGUCUAUCUUCUCUUUUUUUUUGUUGUCUGAAGAUUUCAUAAAUUCUUUCUACUAUCGAAGCACGCAUGCUGUCAUGUAUAUUUUGUAUUUGAUGGGCUUCUUCCUGCACGACAAUUCUUUUCAAAUAACAUGAUAGAGAUAGAGUAUCAAUAAACCCUUUCAUUUCUUGGAUUAUUAGUCUGUUAGCAUUCCUAAAUUUGCAUUUAGAACAUUCACGAAAAGAGCCUUUUGUCCAUUUCAAGUUGAAGGUCCAUUCCAUUUCCAUCUUUUGUUAUUUCCUAUUUCUGUUAAAUUUUGAAUAUCAUGGGUUAGAGUUGGUAGCUCCAUCGUUAAUGUGAAUCUGUCAUCCACAAAUGUGAUAAGGUAAUUUUUUGUUAAAUUAAAGGGUUAUUUUCUUACCAGUGUUUUUCCAUAAAAUAUAAUUUUUUGUUUGUAAUAAGACCUAUGCUUGUCCACCCUACCUCCAAUGCCCUACAAAAUAAAGCGGCUUAAACUUACCUCUUUUCCAUUGCCGAGGCCAAGUUCUAACUCAUCCUGAUCCUUCUUGGCUGACAUCACUUCCCAUUGCUGUGCAUGCUGGCGUCAAAUGCCAGUUUUGCACAGAAUUGGCAGUAGCCAGUUUGGAAAUUUAUUCUGGGCUGGCUAAAGAUGCUGCUGGAAGUGUAGUUGUACCUCUGGCAGCAAAGGGGUCAAACUCCAUAUGUGUAGCAUUUCAAAGUGAGGCAUUGCUCAUACAGACUCCAGGCAAUAUGACCAAGUCAAAUCAGUGAGGUGGUCAUGGUGCUUCAAGUAGUGCUACAAGCGCCAUCAAUAUCUGCUCAUUGCAAAUGUUUAAAUGUAAAUCGGUUCCUGUGCCUGACACUUUUAUGUCAAAAAAGGAACAGCUGGUACUUCCUUUUUCCCAUGCCCCAGUAUACAUUAUUAUAGCACUUGUUGGGGUGAGUAGUAUAUAAAUCACAGUUGUCGAGGCAGCACUUUAGCGUGCAAGAUGACUUCACUGCUCACUGAUGGUCCAGCUGUGUUCUGGCGUUCCUUCCAUAGUUCCAUGUAUGUGGCACUUAUUUUACAUAGUAUGUUCUAUCCUUCGCUAAGUUACAUGUUGGUAUCAGGUUGUGGGUGAAUAUUAUCUUUUAAUUAUGUUGAUCAAUAUUCACUCAAAUUGUAAGUGGGAAAAAUAAUGCAUACCUAAAGGUUAAUUAUUUCUAACUACCAUCAUUAAUGUGAGGCAAAUGUACCAAUCAAUGAACUCCUAUCUGCUGUUAGUAUAACCUUUCAAAAUAAACAGAAACUUUAGUUGUUGCCAUAGGAGUCUGCUCGUCACAACACAGUUUUGAGCAGUGAAUCAUGCAAGAAAAUCACAGGUAUCUUAUACAGUACAAACUAAAAGGCUGAAUUGUAUUGCCAAGCAUGCUAGAAGAUAAUAACUUAAAAUUACAGGCUCUCCUACAUUGAUAGACUAUGUUAGAUUUUUGUAGAGCGUUUUUUAAAUUUUAUUUAGGAAUCUUCUUUUUUCGGGUGAAAGUGAAUGUCACGCACAAUGUAUAUUCAGUAGUUUAGCUUUUUUUUUUUAUUAUACGUUUAUUCAACUAAAGUUAACAUGGCAGUAGUUGUACAUAUGUGCAACAAGCUGGCAUUUCUACUGGGGAUGCACCGCACGUUAUACCAUUCAUAUGUGCACUGCAUAUUUAACUGGUUUCAAUAAGACUUUGGAUUAGAUAUUUUUUCCAGUUCUUGGUUUCAGUCAGCUGCCACUGCAGCUAAUUCAAAAACACUAUUAUGCAAGUAUUUCAACAUACAUGGUUAUUCACUAAAGUAAGAUUUUAAUGUGAAUUUGAAAUUUAAGGUGAAAACUAUUCUCCCAGUCCUUUAUGCUUUCAGUUUAGCUACAGUGUCCUUGAAGGGAUACUAUAGUUACCAGAACUACAGCUUAAUACAGGCAUUGUAAUGUAAACACUGCUUAGAUACUGUCUAGCAGUAACUCACUGGUGGCAGUAACUCAGACAGCCCCUAGAGGGGCUUCCUGAGUCAGUGUUGCGCAAACGCUCCAUGGUUAGAAUUAUGUGUUUGUGUUUCUAACGUUAGUGUUCCUUUAAGUCCACGGUCGCUUUAAGGAGCAUGUGUGAUCAGCUCUCAUUCGUUUCCAGGAGGAAAACCUGUCAACAUUCAUGUUAUAAAGUAAUAAGUAGGAGAAAACCAAUUAAAGGUUGUAUUGUUGUAAAUUGAUUGAUUAACAUUGUAUCUGUAUUAUUAUAUCAUGCAUCACCAUAUGCCAAUCUAACAAUUUUAAAUAUUCUCCAAUGUUCUAGGUCAUAAGUGCUACGGGAACACACCAUUCCUUUUCUCGUUGCAUAGAUUUUAUUGUAACACGUAUAUAUUUUUGUAGGCUCUACAUUCUCACUUUUAUACUAUCACCUUAAAAGUUAUGUUAAGAACUCCAUAUGUGCAGCAUGUACUUACAUAUGCAACAGUAAGUAAACCGUGUAUGUUACAAGAAUUAUAAAAAAUUUAAAAAAAUCUUAGCCUAUGACAAAUUUUAAGGGAAUUUAAAUAAUGUUCUCAAUAGUCAAGAUAUGUAACUAUUAAUUUUUGAGUUAGUUUUUUUUAAAACUAUUUUUGGCCCCUCUCUUGGUUUUGUUUUUGUUUUAAAUUUUAUAUAGUGCUCCUUUAAGAGUAUCCUCGUAAUUGGUCAGCCAGAAGCUCAGGCCUGUUAAAUUUUAGACUUUUGAUUCUAGCCAGGUUAUUUUUUAGGUCCUUGGAAUUGCUGAUGACCAGUGUGGCAAAGCACUAAUGGUAAUUAACCUUAUUGUUCAAUGAAUGUAUUUCACAACCGGUGUACUCCCAUUUAUAAAAAUGCGUGCGUACAACAUUGCAAAGUGCAGGAAGUUCUCCUGGCCUUAACAAUGAAGUUGAACAGCUCACAGUAGUUUCCAGAAUUUGCUUUAUUGAAUAGGUUAUCAGUGACAGACAUCAUGCUGUUGACAAUUGUGUUUUUAAAUUAACAGCAACAGCUAUACCAUUUUACAUACAUAGCUACUGGAUGCAAUAACUAAUCACUAAUCAAGUCCCAAUUCACCACUUUCUGGAUGGUUUUAUUAAUAAUAGAGCAUUGGCCCAUAAAAACACUGUCAUCAGUAUAGUGUAAUAGAAGCAGAAUUUAAUAGAAUUGUUGUUUAAACUAAAAAUAACCCUUAAAAAUGAUUUAGCAGCAAGAAAAAGAAAAGAUAAAAUAUUUUAUUACAAAUGUUGAGUGGAAUACGUUAAGUAGUGUGUGUGUGUGUGUGUGUGUGUGUGUAUAUAUAUAUAUAUAUAUAUAUAUAUAAUAGCUUGUAAAAAAACAAUGUACCACUGCAAGUGAAAGAGAGUAUCUACUGUUCUCCGGUACAGGAAAGGCCAAGAGGCUGGAGUAGGGAGAUGUGGUAGGUUUACCUGGCACUAUAGGGUCUUUGGGUCCCCCCCACCCUCAGGGUCCCACUCCCGCCGUGAUGAAAGGGGUUAAAUUCUUACCUUUCUCCAGCGCCGGGCUACUCUCCUCCCUCUUCUGACGUCAUCCGCCGAAUGCGCAUGCGUGGCAAUAGCUGCAUGCGCAUUCAAUCAGUUCAUAGGAAAGCAUUUCUCAAUGCUUUCCUAUGGACGUUGGGGGUCUUCUCACUGUGAAAAUCACACUGAGAAGCGCGGAAACGCCUCUAGCGGCUGUCAAUGAGACAGCCACUAGAGGCUGGAUUAACCCUAAUGUAAACAUAGCAGUUUCUCUGAAACUGCUAUGUUUACAGCUGCAGGGUUAACCCUAGAUGGACCUGGCACCUGGACCACUUCAUUGAGCUGAAGUGGUCUGGGUGCCUAUAGUGGUCCUUUAAGCCUGGUAGAUGAUGGCAUUUAUUUGGGGGAAGGAGGUUCAGUGAUUUAUUAUUUUUUUUAAUUUGUCAGCAAAGUGUUCUUAUCAUUUGUAACUCAAAAUAGCCAUCACUUGUCAGGGCACAUAUACACACACACACACACCUACCAAAUGGCCAUCUGUGAUCAAUGAAACCCCUCAAGGACCAAACUUCUGGAAUAAAAAGGAAUCAUGACAUGUCACACAUGUCAUGUGUCCUUAAGGGGUUAAAUAAAGAUUCUACAGUAAUUAUAGAUGGGCUGCUCACUAAGAAGUGAAGCAAAAAUGAAAGCUAAAAUUGGACAAAUUAUUGAAAAAAAAAAUACAUUUGGGUGUUUCUUUCCCUUCAGUAAUGCAAUUUAGAACAAAGUCUUGUAAGAUCAUAUCACUGCAUUUCCCUGCUUAGGGGAUAAACCUUGUAGGAUUUAAGGUGGGAUCCAAGCUACAACUUCAAAAGGCUAAUUGUAACUAUAUUCACUUUGAAAGCAUUAUUAAAGGAUCUGUGAGUAGCUGUAAAUGUAGAAGAGCUGAAGAAAACGCUAGUGAACUGAAGAGCCCAGUCCUUUUAAAGUCUCGGUAGGGAUUACUGGAGGUAGAUGGCAAAAGUAGUUACUUCAUUUGAAGAGGAACUAAGGCAGAGGUAAAUAAGCCAGUGAAACAGGUGUUAUAAUUUCCUUCUGAAAGCAGGACAGCUGUUAAGUUCUUGUAGCAAAUAGAUAAGUUCUAAUAAGUCACUCUUGGGAGCAUUUAAAGAAUUGAAUGAAACGCAGGUAUUAAAAUAGCUGCUUGUAUCUAGUCCAUGUUAAUGCAACAUGUGAAAAAACAAUGAGAAUAAUGCCUGUAUUGAACAGUAUCAAAUAGAUGUAGUUUGUUGUAGCAAUAAUAAAGCAACAAGCUCUAGAAUCAAUUAUUAAUUUCUGAGCAGAGUGCUUUAACUCCAUGAUUACGGGAAUGGAGCUAUAAAUAAUGAGCGCCAUCUUUGUGCCCGUCCCACAAGGCCUGCUCUUCUACCCAGGUGCCCCGUUUUUAUAGUGCUUUGGAAUAUGGUUUGUAUGUGUAAAUUGUAUUACUCUACUGUACAAUAACACAUCACAAUAAAAUGCAGGGUUUAUAAUUGUAUCACAGUAAUACGCAGUUUAUAUGAGGGUAUCACAGAGCUUCUAGUAAUAACACUAUCAAAUCACUUGUAAAACACUAUUUAAAAUGUAUUUCAUAUGUUUAUCAUUAAAUUUGUAUAAAUAAGAUAAUUUCUUUCUAAGUUCUAUUUCACCGAUUCGAGUAAAUCCAAAUUAAAAGAUUAUGGUGAUCGGUUUAGUGAUAAUGCAGUAACUACCCAUUAUGUAUGCUUGUUUUAUAUUGUAAUAAAACAAGACAUUUCUAUAAACAAUAGUCCCCACCCCAUCCAUUUUGUGGAAGAGAUUUUGCAUUGCCAGACAGAAGAGAAAUCCUGCUUUAGCUCUUUGUACUUCACUAUGUUUUAUACAUCAAAUCCUGAAUCGGCUUUUGAUUUAUUUUUAUUAAGCUUUUGAAAUCUAUAAUUAUUCGUUUUAUUGCAUUUAGUCGGCAAGGUGCCUUUAAUUAGACUCCUUCUCUGUUGUCUGCUACCCACCCAGAAUCACGUUUACACUGUAAUCGCAUCAAGCUAGCAUUAUUUUCUAGACAGAAGAACCUCUGAUAAAAUUCUGUCACUUUCAGAACUCCCAUGAUUGUCCCACCAUUUGCAACAGACGGGGUUAAUCGAGAUGGGAAAAAAACUCUCCCAGGAUGCAUUUUUCGUUUUUGUUAUUCUGAUCUCAAGUUUGAGUUUCAUUCUGAAUGUGCUAUAAUUCUAUUUAGUGAACGCCCCUCAAUGCAAGAAGUCUGGGAAUGGAUGACAGUCACGCAGGGGCAGAGACUGCGGACACACCUUAUGCUGCAUGUCUGUAUCUCAGAAUUUGCUUUCCUUUCAGUCUUUAUGGUCACAGAGAACAAAACGCCUGAAAACAAGCAAAAAAAAUAAAAUAAAAGCCCUGUACUAUUGUUUUCUAGAUUGUCUGUCUUUGCCUCUGUACUGCAUGCUUCAUAUGGAUAUUCCAAAUCAAAUCAGAGCAUUAGGCUUCCUGAAUGCAGAGUUCUAAGUUCAACUCGUGUUACAUGAUUGGUGUGAUGUAAUACAGUGGAACAUGUGCCAAAGGUCACGAGAAAAAGGGAAUGGGGGCCUUAGUUAAUAUGCACAACAAAGAAGCAAUUAAAGCUAUUUUUGUAAAUUGCAUUUCAGUUGCAUAAAUUAUUAAUGGUUAGUCAGCUAAGAUUUCUUAGCCAGCCUUCCAGUGGAAACAUUCCCACUCACACCCCUUAAAGUAAAGUGUCCUUCUGUCUGUUUAGAAUGUUGGGAGUUAUGUGUAAUGUGUGUAUAAGGCCUAGCUCGGGGCUCUCUUUGUGGGCAAUCUGGUGGAAGUAAGGCAGGCGAGGAGUGGCGCCUGAGAAGUCACACUAUUCUUUUUUUUUUUUUUUUUUUAAACUCUUUAUUUUUCAUAGAAAAAGGAAGUGCAUAGGUGUGCCAGUGACUGGGCUUACGCAGAAGCCGCGAGAGUGAUGCAUAUGUGAAUGAUAAUAUGUAGGCUUACGCAGAAGCCACCAGAAAAGUGCAUAAAUGUGUGACAAUGGAUAGGCUUACGCAGAAGCCGCGAAAGAAGUGCGUACUUAUGCUAGUACAUUGGCUUACGUAGAAGCCGCAUUGCAUUUUCAUAUGGUUCCAUUACACAUUGGCGAGGGUGAUUAUGUCAAGGCAAGAGUUACGAUCACUGUCGCCCCUGGUCUCAUCGGCGGUUAAUUCGUCAUCUCUCGGUAUGCUGAGAUAACUCUGCAUGGUUUGUCAGUGAGGUCUUGCCUUGAAUGCCUAUGUCACUGCAAUUAGUAUGGUUUUGGAAGUCACACUAUUCUUAAACGAUUUGACUGCCUACGAUUGGGGGGGUGAGGGGGGGGGGGGGGUUGAGCCACUGCUGGCACUAUAACUAUAACAGUGCAAUGUAUUGCUUAUGGAGCUUGGUGUUCCUUUUAGGGAUAACUAUGAAUAAAAGUACUAACAUAAACACCGACUUACAUGCUAUACAUUCAUUUUUAUUUGUAAACUUAUCGUGGCUGUAUGAGCCCAUUCAGCCACCUAUAGUGUGGGAUAGGAUAGUAUAGUAGAGCUGAGCUAUUGCAGUGCAAAGGAAAUGCUGAGUGAUGGGGGAAAACACGAGGAGGUAGGCAUAUGGAGAAGUAUUAAGGGAGGAUUCCUUGCUCUAUAGCCAAUGCAAAGAAACAUAGGUUAUUAUGGUGCUUGGAUUGUCUGACACAACAUGAGAAGUGUAUCACUUCUCCGCAGUAUACUAAGCAUUGUUGGAAAAGUAACUUUUUUUUUCUGUAAAUUAAGUUGUUUCUGAUACAUAGCAAAGGCUUCUUGUAAAAUUGGUCUGUUUUCUCACUCCUAGCUUCAAUAAAGGGUUAUCUCUAAAAUUGUUGUUUUACAUUUAAAGGAACAAUGUAGUCACCUAAACAAAUUUAGCUUAAUGAAGCAGUUUUAGUGUGUAGAUCAUGAGGCUCAGGAUUUACUGCUCUAUUCACUGCGAUUUAGGAGUUAAAUCCCUUUGUUUCUAUUAAUGCAGCCCUUGUCACAACUCCCCUGACUCUGAUUGACACAGACUGCAUGACAAAAAAAAACUGGUUUCACUUUCAAUCAGAGAGAUACAAAUGUAGUUAAAUUGCAUCUCUCUCUCUCUCUCUCUCUCUGUAAAUUGAACUUUAAUCACAUACAGGAGGCUCUUGCAGGGUCUAGCAAGCUAUUAACAAAGCAGUGUAUAAGAAAAUCUAAAUUAAACAGAACUUAAUAAAGGAAGUAUAAACUUUAGAUGACUCGUUACAGGAAGUUUUUAGGAAGGAUGUGAAAGUCAAAUGCAGAGAGGUGUGACUAGGGUUCAUAAACAAAUUGAUUUAACUCCUAAAUGGCAGGGACAUGAUCUAUACACCAAAACAGCUUCAUUAAGCUAAAGUUGUUUUGGUGACUAUAGUGUCCCUUUAAGAAUUACGGUCAGGUUUAAAGGAUUUUCUUUACCCAUUAUACAAGUGUUUCAUGCAGAAACCUGUUGGAUCUACUCUAAUAACAUCAUUUUUUUUUUUUUUUCUGUUGCAGUGAGAUAUGGUGAAGGCUUAUACGAUUCCUAUAUGAGACUUGACCAAGCCACAGCACAGGAUGCUGCAGUGGACAAAGAGAGCCCCUCUGCACUGCCUUCUAUCGGGAGACUUACUGUAAGUAGUACAAUAUGCCUUGCGACUGUUGUCCUUUUAUCAUCUCUAAAUUUAAAAAAUAAAUAAAUAAAAUUUGUUAGCAUGCUCUGUCUGUCUAUCCAUCUAUCUAUUGUGUGUAAUUGUCUUAUGAAUGGAGUACGUUUGAGGUUCUGCAUACUAAUGCAUACUAAUAUAACAUUAAAGGACCACUAUAGUGCCAGGAAAACAUAUUCGUUUUCCUGGCACUAUAGUGCCCUGAGGGUGCCCCCACCCUCAGGGUCCUCCUCCCGCCGGGCUCUAAGGGGUGGAAGGGGUUAAACUUACCUCUUUCUCCAGCGCCGGGCAGGGGACUCUCCUCCUCGGCUGAAUGCGCAUGCGCGGUGCGAGCCGCGCGCGCAUUCAUCCAGUCCAUAGGAAAGCAUUCACGAUGCUUUCCUAUAGACGCUGGCGUCUUCUCAUUGUGAAAAUCACAGUGAGAAGCACAAAAGCGCCUCUAGCGGCUGUCAAUGAGACAGCCACUAGAGGCUGGAUUAACCCAUAUAUAAACAUAGCAGUUUCUUUGAAACUGCUAUUUUUAUAGAAAAACAUAGCUGGACCUGGCACCCAGACCACUUCAUUAAGCUGAAGUGGCCUGCGUGCCUCUAGUGGUCCUUUAAACAUGCACACUGUUUAUUUUCUUGAGAAAUGCUGCUUUGUUUAGACAACAUUUUGGUGUAUCUAGUCUUGGGAUUACUUGAAUAUUUUCAAAGCGUGAGGUUUUGCAUGAUUCUAAUACGGAAGUUUUUCUUGGUCCUGUGUGCAAGAUUAAUACCUACGAGGAUAUAUAUAUAGAUAUACAUGAGACUGAAUUCUGGUAGAAGUAUUUAUUUUGCCUUCCUUGUCAAGUAAAAUGUUUUCUCUUGAUCUGUUGCUAAUGAAGUAAACAGCAUUGCUAGCCAUUUCAUAGGUCAUUAGCAAAACAAAGAGACAGAUCAUUUAACAGACACCACAAUAUGUGUGUUACUAUGGAGAGUUUGUGUCCUGACUGUAUAGUUUAUGCCAGAAGCCACCAUAGAAUGAAAGCUUGCGUAUGUUGCUCAUGCCAAGGCAACAUUUUGUAUUUUUGUCUCUUCAGCCCUUUUAUUUCAAUACAUUCCCUUCAGGGUUAACUGUGUGGUAUUGUGUAAAAACAAACCUUGGUUCAGAGUGUUUUUAUACAGUACACAUACUCAGUGGUACGUGCUCAGAAUUUAUGUAAGUCCUGCGAUUUGUAUUCAACUGUUUUUGGCAGGCAUUAUAAUAAAUGUUUACAAAUAAGGGCCUUUUAUUCUACAGAGCAUUGUUAUUGUGAAUCCGUUAAUACAGCAAAAAAACAAUGGUCAUAAUGUUGGCUUUUUUUUGUUAGCAUAGCAGUAAGAUGCAUUUAAAAUAGGUUAUAUCAUUCUUCCUUCCUUUAAUGAUUAGAACAGAACUGACUUACGUGUAACUGACCUUUGCAUUCUUAUUGAAUGAGCAUUUUGUAAGUUGUUUUUUUCCAGAAAUGUUUUUGCUAAACCCAGAAUCCUAAUGAAAUGUUCUGAGCUUUUAAACCAGGGGUGCCCAAAAUGUAGAUACCCAGAUAUUGUAGAACUUCGACUCCCAUGGUGCUUUUGCAUGCCUUUAGACUGACAAAGCAUCAAGGAAGCUUUAAUUUUAAAACAUCUAGGGAUCUACAUUUUAGGCAUCCCUAUUUUAAACCAUUAAGAAAAAAUGCAAGCUUUAGUGUUAAUGUUCAGAUUUUGUAAUAGCCUUUUUUUGUAAUGGGUUUGAAAAAUGUGCUUUUUUUUCAAUAACAAUACAAUUCUUAAAGAAACACUACAGUCACCAGAACCACUACAGCUUAAUGUGCAGCACCUACAUUCAGUGUCUCCCCACUCUGCAUGGAGGUGCUGAACGUUCCCCAUAGAGUUGCAUUGAUUUAAUGAAUAUCUAAGGAUGAUGCUGAUUGGUGCAGUAUUUUGCCGCGCAUGUUCAAUAGCAUCCAAAUGCUUAUUAGCAUUGGAUUGGCUGAGAUCAUCAAGAUUGGUAAUUUAGGCUAUGUAAGUGGACAAUCUGCUGUGGAAUUGGGGUGGCAGGCAGCAGAUAGAACUACAUGGGGAUAGAGACAGGACGAGGAGGGAAUGGACUGACAAAUCCCGACCUGGCACACAGGAUUUAUAUAGAUGCACUGGUUUUGCAUCGUUUCCUAAAUUGUGUACCAAACAGUUGUAUACUGCAAACACAGAUUAAAAGGAAUCCAUGUUUAAAACUGAAUGAGGCAAAAAUGUGAUUCUGUUAAACUAAUUUGCAUAUCCCCACCCAGAAUCAUUUGCGGUUGUAACAUCACUGCAGAUUUGGGAUUUCUGUGGGAAAAGUAAGUCUUAUGGCUUAACUGGCAUGCAGAUUUUUGUUGAACAUUGUAUUAACUAUCCACAGACAUCAGGUGGAAGGGGUUUUCAAUCACAAUGUUUCGCCAACAUAACCUGUUUGGAUAUAUAUAUAUAUAUAUCCAUUUUUAUUUUUAUUUUUUUUGAGCCAGCCCAACUUCAGUGGGUAAAUUGAAAACACUCUGCACACAUUUCAGAGAUAUGUGAUGUUUACAGACCAAUGUGGCCUUUAUAUCAGCUUUACUUGAAACAUGUUCUAUGGUAUUUCUCUGCUGUCCAUCACUGUCCUAUGUCUCACACUUUAGUUCGCAUCUCUUGGCACAGAGAACCGCAUUGGUGCAAAUCCAUGCAUGAGAUGUGUUUUUAAUUCCUCUGCUGCCAGUGCGGACAGUGCCGCUCUAACUUAAGAUGUCUUAGAUGUCUUGCCAAUCUGCCUUUUUAAACUGUAGUCUCUCACAUUUACCUUGCUAUUUCCAACACUACUCAGUAAAUCCCAUCCUUAUCAUAUGCACCAUAUCCCCACCCCUUUGUUGUCUUUCUCAAUCUUGUCCAUCUUCACCUCCCUUUCCUACUGCAAUCAUACAGGGAUCCCAAUUAAGCUGUCCAACUAUUUGAUCACUGUGCUGUGUGCAUACAUAUUCAUAGUACUGCUACUGCUAGGAGACUACAUUGAUGGCUCAGCAGGGAAAUUAUAUUUCCCUGUGAUGUCCAUGGGAAGGGGUGGAUCCAAAUCAAUGGAAAAGAUUAAAGAUGAAGAUAGUAAUCACUGUAAUGACUUAAAGGAAAAAUUUCAGGUAAUUUCGUAGCACCAAUACCAUAAUCCUUUAGUGAUGAUGGUCCUUAGGAUUGGUUACCCAUUAUAGCAUAGUUGGGAAUAGGACUGCAACUUUCAAAUGUCCAAAAAUGAUCUAUGCAGCAUGACGUACAGAAUAAGCCUUACUGUAAGUAAGUCAAGCUGCCUGCUUAAAUGCAUGCAUUUUUCAUUGUACCAGGCGUGUGGAAAGUAAAAAAAAAAUAAAAAAAUCUACUUGUCCAUGGGAAUAAAGUGGACGGUAACCAAAACCACUUGUUUUGACUAUUUAUUAAUGCAUGGUUAGUCCAACGGGGGUUAAAAUUCCAUAGUGGUUCAGCAUGGGUGAAAACUAAUUAGUGGUUUAGUGAGGGGGCCUGGAGCUGCCUGAGGGCGCUUUACUUUGCAUGUGUCUACUAAAGAUAUAUUUUUUUUAAUUUAAAAAGGGUAUGAAGAACAGUAGGACUGGGCGGACAGCAGGAUACACAGCAGGGAGCACAUUGCAGUUGCUUCUGCUUCUGAGCCUCAUGCUGCCCCCCAGCCUACAGGAGGAGGAGAACAAUCCAGGCGGGAGGUACAUCACCGGCUUAAGAGAAAUGCUGGAAAUACUGUGGUAUGUACAUCCACGGGGUGCAGACCACAGUAAUCACUAUUUCGCGCUCCAGCACUCAUUAGUAAUUUCUGGACUGAGAGGGAGCCAUUAAGGUGGUCUGCACCACUGCAGGUAGAAACCACACUCUCUCUGGCCCAGCCAUGUGCCCCUGUAUCAACACGAACUAAAGGGGGAGGGUCUUUCUGUCCUGCCUUAGGGACAGGCAAAAUAAAUUCUGCUUGCCUUUUGCAUGUUAUCAGGAUUUACUUUACUAAAUGACAGUUCUUCCUAAAUCAAACAGACCGCUAUGUGUUUAUUACCAGCAUUCGUUUUUGCGAUUGGUUUCUUUGAAAUGGCUGUUCUGUAAAUGAAAAAGGAAAUUCCCUGUGACUCCUACAAUGAGCAUAAUUCAGCAGUCUUGCCUGGUUUCACUUCCUCUUAACCCUGUAGUGUGUGUUACUCACCAUAAAUCCGUCAUGCUGUAUGGAUCUACAGCUUUUUUUUUUUUUUUUUUGUCUUCGGCAGAAUAUCCUCACGUAACCCCUGAGGUGAACAGCUGUGGAUAACAAAACAUAAAAAAAGAAUAGAUGAUCAUAUUUGUGAACUUCCACAAAUAUUGAAGCAUUGCAAAAUGUUAAUAAUGAUCUACUUUGCAACUAUCCAGAUUUCCUCAAAAAAAGUAAACUUUAAAUGUGUUCUUAAGAAUUUGUAAGAUUCUAUUUAAUGAGAUUUUUAAGUGCAACAUCUGUUGUUUUAAUGUAUUUUGUAGGAUGCAUUUAAAGGGGCACUAUAGUCUCCAGAACAACUACAGAUACAGCAAAUAUCACAGCUUAAUGUAGUUGUUCAGAGAAAAGGCCGUGUUAACAUUACUGCCUACAGACACCUCCAGUUGCAGUCACUCAGACGGACACUAGAGGUGCUUCCUGGGUCAGUGCUGCACAAAAUGCAGCACUGUCGUUCAGUGUCUUGACUCUCUGUGAUUCAAUGCAUCUUUAUGAGGAGAUGCUGAUUGGCCAGGGUGGAGUUCGGCUCCGCUCUCACACCGCCUCUUUGGCUGAGAUCUUCAAAAUUGACGAUUGUCAAUUCUGAUGAUCUCAACCAAGGAGGCAGAUCGGGGCAGGGCCAGCACUGGCGGUAUAGUGCGGGCCUACAAUAAAAGUAAGUAAACAACUUAUAUGGGGGGAAGAGGGUGGGGCUGGGGACCCAAAUAGUGUUGUGGUGUCAGGAAUUUGUUCACAGUGGAAAGUAUUUCUUGGGCAUACAAUAGAUAGGAUGGAAUAUGUAAAAACCUUUCAGUUCUCACGAGUGCUGCUUGCUUACAGGUAUGUGUAAGGAAUUUGAGUCUGUUUUGAAAGACUGAGAAAUUGGCUUCUUAAUUUUACAGGUAUUUGUGUUUGUAAGUAUUGCAGCUCACUUAGUACUUGUGAUUUGUGCUUAUAGUAUUUUUUUCCUUGCUGUCAAUUUCUAGUUUGCACUAUACUAUAAUAGCAAGUAUUGCAGAUUUCUGUACAGAUUGGAUAGAGGGGGAGGGGGAGCUUUGGGUGUUAUGCAAAGGGUCAAUUUACAGUAGCAGAGAAGAUUAACUUUGUUUGGCUGCAGGGUGAGACUCCUGGUGGGAUCAGUUGGGAAAUGUGGCUAUUUAUAUAUUGUAUUGCAAAACAAAACCUGUCCAUGUAUACAAAGGGUUAGGGGUAGGACGCAUACUUCUAAUUCAUGUAUUCAAAAGUAAACAUAAGUUUAAACGUGUGCAUAAACACACAUUUUUUGUUUAUUCUUUUGAGAAUUUGUGUUCCAUAUAUAUUCUAUAAAUAAAAUAUAAAAUUUCUCAAGUCUAUAAAGGCUAACUUGCCAAUGUCUGAGCCCUAUAUAUCUCUCUCUCGGUAUACAUUCGUAUAGGUUUAUAAUAUUAUAUAAUUGUAUAUAUACAGGCCUCCAAACAGUCUAACUAUUGAUGGACAGGCCCCCGAAAUUGCUUUAGUUGCCUGGUGUCCCGCCUCUGUGGUCACUAGGAUAAUGCAGGGCCAGUUCAGUACCCCCGGGGUCACUUGAUUCCCCAGUCCUGAUUGUUGGAAGAAAUGUAUUUAUUAUAAAAACUGUUGUGUUUGUUUAUAUGUAUAGAGCGAAAUAUAGGUCUCAAAACCAAUGGCAAGUAGAAAUAUAGACUUAAGGUAUGCGCCUUCAUGACUGCACGUUAAAGUGUACCUGUCAUAGUACACACAAAGUAGGCUCAUUAAAAAAAAAUUUUUUUUUCUUUACUUCAUCUAUACUCUGUGCGAGCAGAGAUGCUGGGAAAUGUAUAGAAUGUAAUUUAAGGUCCUUUCAAAUGUUGGUCCCUCCUUAGCAGCCAAUCAAAUCCUCAGCCAACCCUGUCUGCCUCUUGCUGGGGUUGUAUGGGAUGUGCAUGCUGGCAUCAGCAUGAAGGAUGGCCCUGCUUGGGAAAGUGCCUCUAGGUAGGACCAAACAUAGCAGGCAGGGGGCAGCAAUGGAGAGUGGGUUUUAGAAUGGUGGUACUUGCUUAAGGGGCUACAAGAAAGUAAUAUUUUAACUAGUCACAAAGCAGCUAAAUAAACCAGUCAUUUAUCACUACAUUUAGUGCCCUGGGAGCUGUCAUUGCUUUAGGUGAACAUACAGUGACAGAUUCACUUAAAACCAGAGAAUUGAGCAGCUGUAUGAGAUCAGAAUAGCUCUGGGCCCUUAAGCCCCACUGUCUCGUUUCUUUUUCUCUUGUCCACUAGUAGACAGUUGCUUUGCCAACUCUAAUGGGAAUUCAUUUUUUUCUGCUCAUAAAUUCGUAACAUUGCAAGGAAUAACCAGACAAAGAAAUAUUGAGUUAUUUACUAAAGUGAGAAUAAAAAGUGAAUUCAAAGUUGAAGGGACACUCAACUACCCAGAUACAAAAUAAAUACAAAUCACUGUUUAGUAAAUAUACCUCAGUGAAAAAAUAAAUGCAGAAUCAAAUGCAUGUGAGUGUUAAUUUGGCAUAUAUCUAAAAACAGAUUGCAAAACUGGCAGUUGUCUUGUCUGCAGUCUUUGCAAUCCCUCCCUUUCUAAUCCCACCCAGACUUUCUGUGGCUGUCCAAUCACAGACAUUACAAUGCAGCUCAAUGAGAAGUCUUUGCAAGGCAGGUGCUCUGAGUAUUUGCUGAGGUAACCAAACCAGGAACUAACAGGCCCUGUUGUCUACUUAAAAGCCAAGGGGGUGUAACCAGGUUAAUUUAUAAAACUGUAAAUUUCUGUGAAAUCUGUAAUUUUUGCAAAAUUAAAUAAAGAAGACACUCUCUUCACACAUAAGGCUUUUCAGCAAGUGCUUCAGGGGUCUGGAGUGUUCCAUUAUUAAAAAAAAGUAAAAAAAAAAAAAAAAAAAAACAGGUCAGAGUAAAUAACCCCUAUGUUAAGGCUAAACUUGAGUUUAUUUUUUCUUUCUUUUCUUCUAUUUAUCUAGCAGUUUAAAACUCUGCAGACAGUGUUUGCAUCUGUUUGUUAUCCACUAGCGCUAACCCAACAUAGGCAUCAUUCAUGGACACUGUAGGCACCCAGACCUCUUCAGCUCAUCAGCUUAGCUUCGCCUCAUCUGGGUAGGGUCCCUAUUGCCCUUAUUGCUGCAAUGUUAAACAUUGCAGAUCCAGAGAAACUGUAAUGUUCACAUUGCAUCACUAAGUCUGGCUCUAGUGGCUAUCUCCCAGACAGCCACAGGGGGCGCUUCAUGGAUCAAAAAGUACCUUUGGUCCAUCCAGCAUCAGAUUUUUUUUUCCCAUAGGAAAGCAUUGAUUCAUUGCUUUCCUAUGAGAUGGUCUAAUGCGAGCGCUGCAUUCGCCGAGCGUGCGCAUUAGCGCUCCAUAGUCGCUAGACGCCGGAGGGGGCGGAGCGUCGACCCAGCGCUGAGGGACAUCAGCGUUGCAAUCAGGUAACUAAAAAGCUUUGCAUUCCUGGCACUUUGCCAGCCUAACUGAUUUAUAGGGGAAAAAAGAUCAUAAAUAAGUUCCCCUCUGCAUUUCAUUAUACAUGUAGAUGUUAAAGGGACAAUAUAGUCACCAGAACAACUACAGCUUAAUGUAGUUGUUCUGGUGAGUAUAAUGAUUAUAUGUAGGCAUUUUCAUGCAAACACUGCCUUUUCAGAGAAGAUGGCCACUGGAGAUGCUUCCUGGCUCAGUGCUGCAUAGUAGGCAGCACUGCCGUUUAGUGUUUCCACGCUCUGCAUGAGGACGCUGAAUUUACCUCAGAGAGAUGCAUUGAUUCAGUGCAUCUCUAUGAUUAGGUGCUGAUUAGCCAAAAUGGUGUUUGGCCCCGCCACAUCUCGUCUCCUUGCUGAUUUCAGACAAUCCAAUGCUUUCGUUGUGGGAAAACAUUGGAUUGGCUACAAAUAGGCAAUUCUGAAGAUUUCAUCAAGGGGGCAGGGCCAGCGCCCGUGGACCCGUGCGGUGCUGAAAAUAAGGUGCGUUUUAUUACUUUUUGAGGCGAGCCAUCUAAAUGAUGGGUUUAGCAAUAUAGGUUCAGGAAUACAUGUUUGUGUUCCUGACCCUGUAGUGUUCCUUUAAUUGACACAUCACAUUGGAAUGAACAAUGUAUGAGUUAGCUAACUGAAGUCGUGUACUACAAAAUAUAUAUAUAUUUUUUUUUAUACACAUUCAGGGUUUACUAAAGUGAGAAUAGUCAGAAAUUCAAAGUGAACUUACAUUUUAGACCACAGUAUCUGAACUGGAGAUCAAAUAACCUGGAGAAUUUGCCAAUUCAACUAUGCAGGCAUUCAAUUUCAAAUUAAUUUUGAAUUCCCAAUUCUUUGAUUCUGGCAAAUUAUGUCAAAAUUAUAGUUUAAAAAAAAUAAAUAAAACAAUCCUUUUCUAUUUUCAUACAUCAAGAUUGUGUCCAGCUUGUAAAAUGUAAAUUGAGUAGAUGAUAAAAGUGCAGAUUUGGUUCAGUGUUAUUGAUACCAACCCUCGUCUUAUUGUACACACCAUGGCUCACAGUUUUUGUGAAGCUGACAGCCAGCUAUAACUGUCUUUCCCUUCAAGAUAUUCCAGGAAUUAUUUCUUAAUGUUUACUCCCUGUCAGUCUUAAAUGCUGGCUGGGAAAGAGUCUUCCCGACAAAAUAUAUUGCCAAAUCUGUUAGCAGUGUGUUUUUUAUACCUUCUUUAACAAGCACCCUGUUCUGGAAAGCAUUCCCGAUCUUGUCCCUAAGCCACUUGUGUCCUGUAACUAAGUCAGUUGUGUUGCCUAGAUUGUCCCUAUUUCCCUGCAGUGAUGCAAUAAGUGUUCUUGCCUUCCUGGCAAAAGUGUAUGUGAUCGAAGGCACUAUUCUCCUAUAUCCUUCAUUGCUAGAAAUACAGCUAUGAUGAGCAGACGUGGAUAUUUGCUGAUCGCCAGUAAGUGAUGAUUUGUUUCUCCUGUAAGUACUUUGAUUUAUAGAUGAAUGCUGAUUACUGAAAAAUAAUGAAAGGAUUUGCUGUUUUCCCUAGAAAAUUGGCAGAUAUCGCCACAUCAUAUAUUUCAGAAAUAUAUUUUUAACUAGUUAACUGUGAAAGUACAGGUGCCUCAAUACCAUUGUUUUAUUCAACAUGACUCAUCGUGCAGAAUUUCACACACCUUAUCUUAUAUGUUUGCUGUAUCAUAGCAACAAAGUAAGUGGUUUGCUCCUAAUGCGUAUAAAGAACAGCUUGCUAUCAAAUAUUCUGGAUCUUAUAUUACAGUGUGUUGUGUGGGAGAACCUCCUGCCAAGUCGAUCACUGAACUUUUCUACUGUGGAGUGUCCAACCCUGCUAUUUUAACUGACAGGGCCCAGCAUCCACCCCUGACUACCUGUGUGCUUUCUUUGUUUCCUGCUGAUAAGAAUCUCUUGUAAUUUAAGCAUCCCCAAGUACCUGCUGGUAUUCGCAACUAACCAAACUCUUUCUAAGACAUCGCCAUCAAGAAUUCAUUCGAGUUCAGAGUUCUUAAUGGUACUUUCGAGAACAUGCAACAAUUGAUAUUAUUACAAAGUCUGCUAAAUCUUUAUUUUCUGUAUACAAAUGUGAAGGCUUGGCCUGCAGUUGCGGGAGGGGCAUGUUAACCUACUUAAACCCCCUCCUCACCUUCCUCAGUCCCGUUCGUUUUUUGGCGAUUCGCAUGUCCCCAUCCUCCACUUCCUUUAUUUAUACUUUUCAUUACAUCUCAUUGAUGGGCCCUCUUUUAUUACAGGCCUACCACGACGUCGGUUCCGGCACACCACAACCGACUUAUUCCCUGCCCCCCCCCUCCCCCCCCCUUCUUAUUUCUUUUACGGCCUUAUUUGCCCCUCACACAACUAUUUUUUGUUUAUUUGUUGUUACUGUAUGUGAUAUUUUAAUUUAUUUGCUGUCGCUGUGACGCAAACACAUGACACAGGUUUGCCUUGGUAAAAUUACACUUGCAAUAUAAUGUGCCAUUACAGUUUGAAAAAGGUAACCAGUUUACCAAACCUUAAAAAAAACUUUAGUGAGCUGUUAUUUAAAAGUUUUUAGUUUUUUUUCCUUCUGGUGAGCAUGUCCUUCUGUACAGGCAAGGCCAUCACUAUGCUUAGACUUUCUGACCUUUGGUCCUUGUAUUCCAAGAUUAGUAUUUCCAAAGUGGAUUGGUUUGCUGAUUCUUAAAUGGACACUAUAGUCACCAAAACAACUUUAGCUUAAUGAAGUAGUUUUGGUGUAUAGAACAUGCCCCUGCAGUCUCACUGCUCAAUUCUCUGCCAUUUAGGAGUUAAAUCAAAUUGUUUAUGCAGCCCUAGUCACACCUCCCUGCAUGUGACUUGCACAGCUUUCCUUAACACUUCAUGUACAGACUCCUCUAAUGUUUCUACUUCCUAUAUUGCAGAUUCUGUUUAAUUUAUAAUUUCUUAUAUCCUGCUGUGUUAAUGCUAAACCUUGCAGGAGUUCAAUUUACAGAGCAGGAGAUAAAAACAUUUAAAGUAAGUUACAUCUCAUUGAAUGUAAAAACAUUUUUCAUGCAGGCUGUCAGUCACAACCAGUGGAGGUGUGGCUUGGGCUGCAUAAACAGAAACAAAAGUGAUUUAACUCCUAAAUGGCAGAGAAUUGAACAGUGAAACUUCAGGGACAUCAUCUAUACACAAAAAUUAAAUAACGAUCCCCUAGGUUCUGACCCCCAUGUUCGGAAACGUGAAGCUUUUGUCAUCUCUUGUUGUUGAUUAUUUAAUCAUUUUUUUUCCUACUCCGUUCUCAACCAUUCGUGACAUAUCCCUCUCCUCAAUUUCUCACACUUUCCUCUAUUCUCCUAUCAUACACCCUGAACUUUACCUCCCAGCUGUCGUGUCCACCUGCCUUUCUCCCCCUCCCCCCUCUUUUUUUUUUUUUUUGCAACUACUUAGUUUCCCCACUCUGUCUCAUUCUUCUUGCUCACUGUUCCUGUUCAUUUUUCUGUUUUGAUAAAGUGAGACUAUGCUUUGGUAUACCGUAUUAGUCAGAUGGCCCUUUGCCAUUAAAAGUUCUUCUCUCCUGAUGCCUCGUUUAAUAAGUCACGUUUGUGGAUCUGUGUUUCUCUGAGAAGCUUUGAAAUCUCAGCCUCACAUUGACUUAAAAGGGAUGAUGCAUGAAGCUUACGCACAGUCCAUUCUGGCAGGAACAUUCAUUCAUGAAUCAUAUCCCUGCUUACAGUCGGCCUGUGCACACCAGCGGGCUCCUGUAUCCAGGCAGGAAAUCUUUGUAAAUUAGCAAUGUCCUGCCAUGCUCCACCCCAGCCUGGUUUAUUUAUACAUUGGCUCUUUUUAGCUAGCUGCUAUUCCUUGUUCCUGUUGAGGUUUUUUUACAUAGUCAGCAUUUCAAGUUUGCCACCACUUGCUAUAAUGGGAAGCAGAUGUCAUUGCUUGAGUAUUUGCAGCGCCCAUCUAACAAGUGUUUACAUCCAGUAUGUAACCAAAGGAUUCUCAUUUCAAAUUGCUGGGAGAAUGAAAGAUAUUAAUAGCAUCUUUUUAUUGGAUGAUUUUAUUAGCGUCUAUUCAUCCAAAUAUAACAGUGUAGAUUAGCAAGUAUGAAUACAUGAAAUGAGAUGUCUGCAUUCAAUGGGGCCAAUAUUUAGAGACUCAUAUUGGUAAUCUGCAGCUUGUACUAAGCAAUCCUAAGAAAACCGUGCAUAUAUAUCAGUUACGGAUUCUGCAGCAAGAUUCUUCUCACUAGUUUAACGGAACACUGUAGCAUUAGGAAUACAAACCUAUAUUCUUAACGCAAGGGUCUCCUAGUGACAGAUUACUUUUAGGUCCUGUUUGUGUAACAUGCUAAACAAACCAACAAAAACGGAUUUAAUUAAGGACCUAAUGCACAUGUACACACAUCCAAUAAUGCUUCACAUAGGAAAUAAUUGAACUCCGUGCUAUCCUAUGAGCUGCAUUAGUAACACGUCAUUUUUGCGGAAGCACCACUAGUGGCUUUCUGAAAGAGUUUUGUUUUAACGCUGCAAUGUAAACAUUGCUAUUUCUACAAAAUUGCAGGGUUCGAACACCAGAUUGCACUCUGUAUUCCUAACUAGUACUAGUAGCCUCCACUCCGUUCAGCAUUCAAAGGAUUAAAAACUUUUUUACUUACCUUGAUUUUCGGUGCUGUUGACCUCUCCUCCCCAGGCAAUGUCACAGAGGAGACAUGGUCCAACCCAAUGCUCAUCAUAUAGGAGGGGACCUAUUGGGCAUGCGCAAUGAGCGCCAAGCACACAUACAAAUUUUCUUAUAGGAAAGCAUUGAAUCAAUGCUUUCUUAAGGGGCAAUCACAUCACUUGACCAAGUUUUACUUGGUCAGUGCAGGGGAAAUGCCUCUAGAGGCAGUCUUUACCUUGCAAUAUAAAAAUUGCAGUUUCUUAAAAAGGGUAAUGUUUUACAUUGCAGAGUGAAGAGGCAGGGACACUGCAUGAAGUGGUCUGAGUGCCAGUAAUGUGCCUUUAAAGUAAAUAUGUCAUGCACAGAUCAUGUGAACAAUUAUGUCUUUAAAGGGACACUAUAGUCACUAGAACUACUACAGCUUAACGCAGUUGUUCUGGUGAGUAUAAUCAUUGCCUUCAGGCAUUUUCAUGCAAACACUUCCUUUUCCAUAAAAAUGCAGUGUUUACAUUGCCCCCUAGGGACACCUCCAAGUGGCCACUCCUCAGAUGGUGAACAAUAAGCAGCCCUUCCGUUCAGCGUCUCUGCGCUCUGCAUGGGGACGCGGAAUUUUCCUCAUAGAGAACUAUUUCUUCUGUGCAUCCCUCGAAGGAGGUGCUCAUUAGCUAAAACAGCAUUUGCCCCGCCCCAUCCCACUUCCUAGCUGAUUUAAGCUAAUUCCAUUUUUUUCCCAUGGGGAUAGUAUUGGAUUGGCAAAAAAAUCUGCAAUUCUGAUGAUGUCGCCAAGGAGGCAGAUCUGGGGCAGGGCCAGCAUCAGCGGACCCGCACGGCACCGGAAAUAAGAUGAGUUUUCACUUUUGCUAAAGUGACCUAAAUGGUGGGUUAACCACAAUAGGGUCAGGAAUACAUGUUUGUUUUCCUGACCCUAUAGUGUUCCUUUAACUACUGAAUGUGCAUUUAUCUCAUCCAUUCUGCUAAUGACAUCAUAUCUUUAUCUGAAAUUAGCUCACUGGAGACUUGCUCCAUGCAUGCAAGUGUGAUAAGUGUGAUAAGUGUGGCAGUGCAGUAAAGCUCAGGAAGAUCAGAGUAACACACAGCUUUUUUUAUUUUAUCCAUUUUUUAAAAUUUAUUUCCAUAUACCUCUACUGUUGGAGUAGUACAUGCUAAAGUUUUUUUCUAGAACUUUGUCAAAAUCAUAUUUUAUUUUUAUGUAUGUAUUCUGUGAUGGUGUAUGCUGUUGCAGCAUCUUGUAUAAUUCUUUAUUACUUAAAAUGUUUAUUGAAAAAUGCGUGAAAAUUGGUUCAGUGGGUAAUAGCUCAAAAAGCAAUCAUUAACUUUUAUCACAAAGAUUCAUUAUAUAUUUAAUUACUUUAGGAUCUGUUAAAGUGGUCUGGGUGCCAGGUCCAUCUAGGAUUAACCCUGCCUGCUGUAAACAUAGCAGUUUCAGAGAAACUGCUAUGUUUACAUAUGGGUUAAUCCAGCCUCUAGUGGCUGUCUCAUUGACAGCCGCUAGAGCCGCUUCCGCUCUUCUCACUGUGAUUUUCACAGUGAGAAGACGUCAGCGUCCAUAGGAAAGCAUUCAGCUGAUGACAACAGAAGGAGGAGGAGAGUCCCCAGCGCCGAGGGAGCCCGGCGCUGGAGAAAGAUGAGUAUUUAACCCCCUUCCUCCCCCUUCAGCCCGGCGGGAGUAGGAAUCUGAGUGUGGGGGCACCCUUAGGGCACUAUAGUGCCAGGAAAACAAGUUUGUUUUCCUGGCACUAUAGUGGUCCUUUAAUAUCUUCCUUAUCUCUGCACUGUAGCAGUGCUGCCAUGCUAGAGGAUGUGCUUAGUUUGGACAAAACUUUUAAAUACACCUUGCAUUCAUAACCUUUUGCCCUUAACUGAAUAACCCUGCAUACUUUUAGAGCAUGCUGACAAACUAAAAAUGUUCAGUUAUUUGUUGUUGUUAAUGAUUACUUUGAUAAUUAAAAGAAAACAAAAAACAAAGUGUAUUUAUAUACGUAUGUGUGUGUUUUUAUGUAUAUGUGUAUAUAUAAUGUUGUGUUUUUUUUCACAAUUCUUUCCCGUUUUACAUUUCUUAAUUACGUUUCUUAAUUGUAUUCAAUAUAAUUUUCACUAUUUAUUUUUCUUUUCUCAACAGAUAAGUGGAACUAAAUUUGCAAUGAAGGAUCAUCAACAAGUCAAAGUUCAGCAGUUGUUUGAAGACUCUGGCAACCGCAGAGUGGGUGCAGGAAUUCCUGGGCCUGACAGCACAUUCCCUGUGUUGACUAAAGAAAAGUCAUCAGACAGCUCAUGCACCUCAAAAUCCAGUGACAGUUCUACUAAAUCCUUAAAGACCACAUACCUAAAUCCUGAGCAGGCACUGAAGCAAUAUAAGCACCAACUGUCAACAUAUGAACAACAAGAAAUCCCCACUGUCAGUGAGGUCUAUUUUGUGGGUCCAAAUGCAAAAAAGAGACAAGGAAUUGUUGGGGGCCCAAACAAUGGAGGAUAUGAUGAUGACCAAGGAGGAUACCAUUUGGUUCCACAUGACCACUUGGCUUACCGAUAUGAGAUGUUAAAGGUCAUUGGGAAAGGAAGUUUUGGACAGGUUGCAAAGGUUUAUGACCAUAAGCUCCACCAGCAGGUAGCCCUGAAAGUGGUCCGUAAUGAGAAGAGGUUUCAUAGACAAGCAGCAGAGGAAAUCAGAAUUUUAGAACACCUGAAAAAGCAGGACAAGACCGGUAGCAUGAAUGUUAUACACAUGCUGGAGAGCUUUACUUUCCGCAACCAUAUCUGCAUGACUUUUGAGCUCUUGAACAUGAAUUUGUAUGAACUAAUUAAGAGGAACAAAUUCCAUGGUUUCAGUCUGCAGUUGGUUCGCAAGUUUGCCCACUCUAUUUUACAAUGUUUGGAAGCAUUACACAGGAACAAGAUCAUCCACUGUGACCUAAAGCCUGAAAACAUCCUCCUCAAACAGCAAGGUCGUAGUGGAAUCAAGGUCAUAGACUUUGGGUCGAGUUGCUUUGAGCACCAGAGAGUGUAUACCUACAUUCAGUCUCGCUUCUACCGAGCUCCUGAGGUUAUACUUGGAAGUCGUUAUGGAAUGCCCAUUGAUAUGUGGAGCUUUGGCUGUAUACUUGUUGAGCUCUUGACUGGUUACCCGCUCUUUCCAGGAGAGGAUGAAGGAGAUCAAUUGGCAUGCAUGAUGGAACUUAUUGGAGCUCCUCCACCAAAGCUUCUAGAACAAGCCAAGAGAGCCAAGAACUUUGUAAAUUCCAAGGGCUAUCCACGUUACUGUACAGUUACUACACUUCCAAAUGGAACAACAGUCCUAAAUGGGAGUAGGUCACGCAGGGGCAAAAUGCGUGGUGCUCCUGGCAGCAAAGACUGGGUUAUGGCCUUGAAGGGGUGUGAAGACAUGCUUUUCAUUGACUUCUUAAAAGGUUGUCUAAACUGGGACCCGGCUGCCCGCAUGACCCCUAGCCAAGCAUUGCGUCACCAAUGGAUCUGCAAGAGACAACCUAAGCCCCCAGUCAUAGAUAAGUCCUCAGGGAAAAGGAUUGCAAGCCAUACCAGCUCCUUUCCAGGCAUGGGCUCCAAGCUACCACCAGUUGCAGGUGUAGCAAACAAAUUACGAGCCAAUUUAAUGAACGAUUCAAAUGGGAGCAUACCACUUCGGACAGUCCUACCCAAGCUAGUGAGCUAAUCCAGGUCUUGUACCAAGCACAGUCAUAAGAAUAUUUUGAUACCCAUAACUUAACCACAAUGCAUUUUAAAUUGUAUCAUUUUAAUUUUUUUUUUACUGAUUUAAAUAAGAAACGAGGAAAAAAAUAUAGGAAUUGGCUCUGUAUAUAAUCUAUUUUAAAUAAUUCAUUUUUCAAGGGCUAAGCAUUUCAAUCACCAUCUGGUACAAACUUGAUCCUCUCUGUUUUAUAGGUCAGUCGGUUUUGUCUUUUAAUGAAGUAAAGCAAUAAUAAUCUCUUAUGUAUGAUGAAGGUGUAAAUAAAUGUUAAGUGAUAACUGUUGUUAUCACUUCAUUUAAAGGAGCACACAAGGUACCAGUCUUACUCCAAAAUAUGUGCAUAUUUUUUUUCUAUCCUCUGUUGUCACUGGCAAGAGAAGUAAAAUUACCUGUGCAAACACUAUAAGGAGAUUUAUCAUAUAGACCCAUCUUCAGUGAACACACUUCAAUAUUUUUUUUCCUCUCUCAAUGAUUUUCCCAGGCCUCCCAACACGUCUAUUUUUAGUGAAACAACUCUGGUUUUGGGGUCCUGUCCUGCCAUCUCACUUCAGUUCCCUGGCAUCUAUUUGGGACACCAUGCAACUGUGGGCUGCAUAGUGUGAUGGCAUCAUCAGAUCUGUUGCGCUGUUCAGGACCAUGCAGGGAUCUUCAGUAAGGCUCCCUGCAUUGUUCUGAAGGCUGGGGGCAAUUUAGACAGGCUGCAAGUGGGUGGUCCGGCCCCUUUACCAGGGGGGACCACCCGUUAUGGCUGUCACUGUCACAUAUCCCAAUUCUGCUGGCCAAUAUGUUGGGCUGUAUGCUUGGCCAAGGUGGGUUUUUUAAUGCAGGAGUCUGCUAAAUUUACCUGAUGGCCUGUAAUCAUUCCCAGAAUUUAUUGUUAAUGAGAUUAACUCUAGGCUAAAAGGUGUAUAUAUUUUAACUUUUAUCCUAUUUUAUCCUAUGUUAACUUUGCCAGCCUUAAGUCUGGCAAAGCAUCAUCGGUGUUAGUUUUACAGCAGUUACCUGUCUGCCUCUCCUUCUCUAAUACAUGUUACAAAUCAAGAGAAUGCUUUGUUUGUACAGUUCCCUGAGUCUACAACAGAAUCUGCAUCAUACAGCUGGCAGUUCUCACGAACGUUAAGUCUGUCUUGGCUAUGAUAUUCUUAUUCAGCAUUAUCCUCCCUGCUCCCACCUCAGAAAAAAAUAAAUAAAUCGUACUUGAUCUUUUAUUUACAAGAGAAUGGCUGUUCCUUUAAUGAAGACAUCUAUUGUGUAUGUUAAAUCCAGAUGCAUUGCCACUUCAAGUUGAAAAGGUUACCUAUGUGAAAAUUUGCCUUCCAAAUUCCUCUUAUUUAUUAAAAAGAAAAUGUAUUCAUUAAAAGCAGGAUUCAUUAAAGUGACAUCUUCCUGUCUGACAUUUGUGAUAUGUUUGUAUAAACACACAAUCUGAAAAAGUUAUUUUUUAUUACCACAGAUAGCAUAGCUACUGUCUCUUGCAUUCAUUUUUUUCUAAUACAGUGCUUGAUUCCCCUCACCCUUUGGAUUAGUGCGUUGCUAUUUACUCAUGGUAGCUUAGCCUUCUUAUGCCAGGUGAGCAAGCAAAAAUGUUUACUCUUCCAGCAUUGAAGGGGUUAAAGAAUAAAAAUCUUCUUUUGUUUGGCUAAACACCUUCAUUCCAGCUGCAGUAAUAGAGUCCUUGUUAGCUAGUAAAACAGAGCUCUGCCGGUAUAUGUGGUGAUCAAGCAGUUAAAUGGAGGUUUCAUUUCUGUGUUGGUAAAUUUUGUUUACCUGGGUGCUGCUUCAAGUUUAAGGAAUGAUUUAGUUGCCAAUGGAGCUAUUUUAUGGAUAAAAUGCGCUACGUUAUAUGCAUGCAUGUGUGUGUUCCUUCGAUGCCUGUGUCGAUUUGAAAUAGUGUAUGAAUUGAUCUUGCUUGUUUUUCUUGUAUAAAGGAAAUCUGCCCUCGAUGAGUAAUAUGUUCUUUUUAAUUAUGUUUAUGUACUCUCCAUCCUCUGUCGCUUACAAUGCUCUAUCACACAGGCGGCAUUUUGAAAUGUUGUGGUCUUUUUAAGGUACAAAAUAAAUGAUAUCACCACCCCAAAGUCAGGUGUUAAGAACUUGCAGCAUUUAGGAGCCAAUCCAGCUUGUAUAGGAGCCUACCAGAACUGGUUCAGUGCCAGGCAACAGCUGUUUCUGUAUAACUCUAUUUAAAAUUCUUAUAAAAUUAGGUGUCAGCAGUGAUAUUUUUAUAAACCCUGGCAUUUUGGUUCAGAUGUUCUAUCAAAUGUCCCUACCCGUGAAAAUCCCCUACCCUCGUCACUUCCGGUGAGGAGAAUCAGCUGGAUCCUGUGCUGCACAUGUGUGCUAGCACUCCUGCUACUCCUCCACAGCAAGGUCCUGGAAGGUAAGUAAAACUAGUUUUACUCUUUCAUUAUAGUUAGUGCAUUCACUAAGCUUAGGACAUGGGACAUUUAGGGUUAAUGUUAGGGUUCAAAUUAGGAUUAGGGACUUGUUCAUAUUUAGUGCUCUUUCACAUUAGGGGGAAUAUCACUAAAUAGUGAAUUCUUGCACUUUAUUUUAACCCUUACCAUAAGGGUUAGGGUAAGAAUAGAGUGUGAGAGAGGUUAGAAUCACUUACCUAACCCUAAUUUGAACCCUCACUUAACCCUAAAUGUUCCGUGUGCCUAAGCUUAGUGAAUGCACUAACUAUAAUGAAAGUGUAAAACUAGUUUUACUUACCUUACAGUACCUUGCUGUGGAGGAGUAGCAGGAGUGCUAGCACGCAUGCACAGGAUUGAGCUGAUUCCCCUCACCGGAAGUGACAAGGGUAGGGGAUUUUCACGAGGUAGGGAAAUUUGAUAGCACACCGGAGUCAGAUCAAGGUUUUUCCCUAGGUUCAUCAGUUUAGCCAGAGAGGCUGACUCAGCAUGGAAUAUGACUCAGCAGUGGAGUAUAUGAUAAGUAAAUGUACUUUGAACAAAAAUGGACUGAACCCUGCUAUAUAAUUAUUGUGUGACAGCAACACUUUUCCUUAAUAUAGUAGGUUAUUUUUCAUUAUCUCUAAUGCAAUCAAUUAACCUUUGAACUUUUUAUGUGCACCACAUAAAACCCAGAAACUAGUCCUGCACUAAAAUUCACAUUAUUUUUGUCCGGCAUCAAUGGCUAUAGUAUUCAGCCCCAAAGUAGUCCGUAAAUAGUGUUAAGUAUAUAUCACUCUAUACUCCCUGCCAUUGGCUGAUCAUUGCUUGUUCGUAUUUAUUGGUAUGCCAAAAGAAUUGUUACAAACUGAACAGUUUAGGCCUGUAGAAUAUGAUUCACUUAUUGGCAAGCAGUAUUACUAAUUGUGAUUAACACGUCACAAAACUCUGCAAUGCAUAAGAAGUGAUCAACAAAUGUAAUGUAAAUAAUGUUGAAUAAUUUGGACAUUCGUACUAUAUAUAGAUAAAGAUCAGUGGUUCUGAAGCCACACAAUUUAGGUUUUGUCAUUAUUUCCAUUGGAGCAGAUUUGGGAAAAUACUAAAUCGUGGCCUAUUAAUGUGCCUGGUUUGGGAAAUACUGAUAUAGUGCAUACCUGUUGUAUAAACACACAAUGUUAUCGCUAAAGACUGAGUGAUGAUCAUUUUCCAUAGGUGUUCUUUUGAGAAAACAAAAAACAAUAAGACUUGUUUGUUAUUAUUCUUGAUAUAGUCUUGUGACUUGCCUAUGGCAUGGGGUAGGCAACCUUCGGCUCUCUAGAUGUUGUAAUCUACAUCUUCCAUAAUGUUCUUCUAGCCUUAAUGCUGGCAAAGCAUAAUGGGAGUUGUUGUCCACAACAUCGAGAGAGCCAGAGGUUGAUUACGAGGGUUACAUUAAAUGCUGUGAAUGGAUUCAGGAAAGCUGGAAAAAAUAUUUGUUGGCUUGACCUAUAUUUUAAUUAGGUGGAGUUAUUUAGGCCAUGAUCUACAAACCUGCAGGGAUGUUUUGUUUAUUUUGUAGCGGCUCUUUAAAGCAAAUGGUUCAAUUAUCGCAUUGAUGUUGUGGUCAUCAUGUACGUUUUAUGCGGUCCCUCGAGAACUGCUGCUGUGUGAAGUUUUGUUUCUCUCUGAAAGUUGUUGGGAUUAGCUAGUAAGAUGGUCACGUGUUUCCAACCCACAGGUGUCCCCUGGGACAAUGGAAAUGAGAUCAGAGAGAUAAUGAGGGCGCAGGAAAUCCCAGAUCACAGACUGCAUUGACAAAGAGAGCAGGAUAAAAACAUAAUAAAAAACUGAGCCGCACCCUGACUACGCUUCCCUCAUCUUCUGAAUGGAUAGCUGGGGCCACUGUGACAGGGUACACAUCAAAGAUCCUGCAGUAUGAUGGACAUCAGAAAGACAAUAAACUCUAGCAGUAAACUGAUUUGAGGGUGAUAUCAAUUGGUUACAUUAUUGCUUUGCUACAAAUGCCUCUAGACAUCUGGUGAUCAACAGGGACCUAUGUAUCACUUUUUUGUUAGAGACCUAAAGUGCCUUGCUUUAGAAAGCAAUGCAAGCCAUUUUGUUAGGAAUAGAGCACGUUUUCUUGAGUCCUUUUAAGAAAUUGCUUCCUAUAGAUGGUAUGCAUACAGGAAAUCCUGCAUACUUUCUAUAUGACUCCUUUCUGAGUCGUACUCAGAGAAUGCAGUAAGUGCAGAGGCUUGUUAUAUUCACUGCAGUUUUUGUCCAUGUAGUUCAGAAAUUGCCAGGAAGAAGGAAUUGGAUAAAUUGAGGGAGAAUAGUUAUGUAGUUUAAUGGUUGCUAAUGCUACCCUACAGUUUGUGUUUUUGGGAUCUCGUGUAAACAACUGCAGCCUUUGUGCUGUAGGAACAACAUGAUCAAUGAGGUGAUUUUUAUGAAAGUUUUAUCGUUUUAAUAGAAACUAAGUAGGUUUAUGUUAUAGAAAUUGGUUUUGAUAUGUGGUUGAUAAAGAAAUGAAUAAAAGCAAGUGGAAAAAUAAUCUGUAUUGAAAAGAUGGACAAUAAAGAGAGACUAGCUAAAUAGAGAAACACACUUUGUAUGAAAGAGCCUUUUGAAAUAUUCAUAAAUGUGGUUGUAAAAGUUUCCACUGCUAGACAGAUGGUUAAAACUAUAUGCAUACAUAUUGUUUUUCAGAAGUCUAGGAAGCCAUUUUAUUUUGUGGUUUGUGUGGAAGAAAACAAAUACAUUGAGUUUAAUGUCAAGUAUCUAAAGUUUUGGUAUCAAAGAUUGGUAAAACCUAUUUAUUAAAUAUUACUAUAAUGUGUGGGUUUUUUUUUUUUUUUUUUUAAACAUGGGGUACUUACUUGCCCCAUUAGUUUUAUCAGUAGAGGUAAUAUCCUGUUUAUGUUAGUGUGUCAAAAGAUGUACUAUUUGAAUCGGGGAGUGUAUGUAAGCCUUUUGUAGGAAACUGGUAAGUGUGAGGUUAAGCUCAGGAGCAAAUAGAUUAGUAAGUAAAUGGCAAUCGUGAAGAAAUGUUUGUUAAAUCAUGUGCUGAAUGCUAGAGUCCUCAGGAGCAAAUUGCAAGUUUCUUUGAAGUCUGAGUUUUUUUGUUCAUUUUUAUUAAGGUCUUCCUUUAAACAGUGUCUUAGAAGGAGUUAAUUACCAAAGCAAGACUAUAUAUAUAUAUAUAUAUAUAUAUAUAUAUAUAUAUAUAUAUAUAUAUAUUCUGUUUUUUAUGUGGUAGGCGGAUUAAGGAUGUUAUAUAAUAGUUAUCCUCUGGUUUUCAGUGCAUGAAUCUCAAAAUUGCCACCUCCUGCAAAUCUAAUUACAUUUUCAGAGAGUGGGGUGGUGAGUCAAAAUAUUUGCUUAAAAUCCUGCUUCUACCUCAUUUCAGUGCUGUGACUUGCAGGAUUUCCCCUUUAUAUCUUAUUUGUGGUAAUUACUGAGGUCCCAACUCCAAACUUUAAAUUACAGAAUGUUGUAUUUUUUAUUUGUUCUUAAUAUGACUUCAGAGAGUAUAUCUUGAAAGAAAAUCCUCGGUUGAACCUGAACUUGGAAGGCCACGGAUAGUGAGGUUCAUUUGAGAGAUGAUGUCAGGAGUGCAGGCAAUAACACAACACCUUUCAUACCUUUUGGCCUAAAUACUUAACUGUUCUUUUCUUCUUGAUUAAUUGUGUAAAAACAAAAUUCUUCAAAACAAAUGUUUUGCAGCAUUAUGCAUCCUUGCGUUGCCUCAUCUGUCACAUCUCUCUUGUUCUGAAAUACUUCCUUCUUGUAUGUGUGCACUACCCCUUGCUGUCCGUCUCUCCUAACCUGCUGUGUCCACUAACAUAGUUGUUGUAUGUCUAAUCUUACAGCAUGGCAAAGCUUUUAGAGAGUUCGAGUCCAUUUAGCAGUUUUCUUAAAAAGAAAGAUGACAAUGCUAAUGAAAGUUGUGCACAGAGAACCGAUCACUAUUUUUCUCCUCUGCCCUUCAUUUUAUCUCUUGAGGUGCUAGGUUAAAUAUGUAAACCAAUCAAUAUUCCAUAGACCAGACUAAGAGACUCAUGAUUGGCCAAGCUGCUUCCUGGAGUGGGCAAAGCUCUAAGACUGAUGAUGUAACAUGUCCAAAUGUGCACAAAUUUAAGGAUUUUUUUUUUUUUUUAAAUCAAGUUUUUUUUUCUGUUUUAAUAUUUUGGAUUGGUUGCUUUUCGAUGCAUCUAUACAAUGAAUAAAAAAAUUAAGUUCAAUACCAGCGAGUGCUCCUUUAUGGUAAACAACUGACUCAAGGGCUGUGGAAGAUGUAGUUCAACCAAGAUUGACAGUUCAUAUUUGUCUUUAGCUUAGUGAUCUGUCUAAAAUGACUUGUUAAUUACUGUUAAUUAUCUAAACCCAGAUAAAUAUACUUUUCAGCACAUUCUCUUGAUACUUUAGUAAAGUUUAUUAAAACAUGCAGUACUUAUGAACGUCUUGCAACAAGAUAUUCCCAUUUCACAUUUCCUUGUUAUGUCUGCUUUUAAAAUGUUUCCUUUGUAAAUGCUACAAACAUUAAGGUUUACAUCCUUUAAAAGCCAACUCAUCACAUGAUCACGUACAUUUUCUGGCAGAUUGUGCUUUUAAAAUGUCCACUUUGUAAAUUUUACUUGUAUCUACUGUGAGCUAUUUGCGUUGUACAGAUGUGGCACUUUGAAAUAAGUAUGGAAUUUUUUUUUUCUUUUUUAAAUGUGACAUAUUGAGGAUUUGCAAUCCUUUUGGAUCCAGCAUCAUAUUUCUACCAAAUAAGAUGUACAAUGACAUAUGCAAAUAUUUGUUACAUUUGUAAAGUGGGGUCCAAUUGUAUUAUCUGUCAAUAUUAAAAUAAAAACAAAAGGUUCUUUUGCAAA
This is a messenger RNA of Pelobates cultripes (western spadefoot toad), 38763 nucleotides long. The record is from the annotation of a GenBank genome assembly. Lineage: Eukaryota; Metazoa; Chordata; Amphibia; Anura; Pelobatidae.